Messenger RNA from Cyclopterus lumpus (lumpfish), 1287 nucleotides. Its product is annotated as cell death-inducing p53-target protein 1-like. The record is from RefSeq and is a predicted model, not a curated record. Bases 98 to 538 code for a protein of 146 amino acids. The transcript has 5 exons. Gene Ontology annotation, molecular function: zinc ion binding. NCBI's taxonomy places the organism in Eukaryota, Metazoa, Chordata, Actinopteri, Perciformes, Cyclopteridae.
AGACAGGUGCACAGCCCCUCUCCAAUCAGUCUGGACUCAACCGCAGCAGCUCCCUCACUCGCUUACUUACAGAUUGAGAAAAACCCUACAGAGCACAAUGAGCGUAGAUGGAAUAAAAAACCCUCCUCCCUACAUCAUACCAAUUAAGGGUACGGGUCCCGAUGAUGUGGUGGUCUACCACACCCACACUCCCUUCAACCCACAAAACGAGUCCGCCAGUCAGGGUUCGCAAGUGUACACCAACGGAGGAGGUCUGGAGACUGGAGAUGGCAAAAGGAGGUUUGUGAGCUACGACGGGGGUCUGGGGAGCAACCCCGGCAUGACGACCUGCACCUCCUGCCAGCAGCAGGUCAUGACCAACGUCACCUACAAAGCCGGGACGUACGCCUGGCUGAUGUGUUUACUCUUCAUCUGCUGCGGAUUGAUCCUGUGCUGCUGCCUGAUUCCUUUCUUCAUGAACAAAUUCAAGGACGCGUACCACACGUGCCCUCGCUGCAACAGAGUGCUGUACGUCGACAAGAAGAAAUGCUGCAAAUAAUGAAGAGGAUGGAGGACGAGCGCCCCAUAGAAAUAUUAAAUAACGCCUUCAUUUGCCUUUUGUGAUGCAGCUUAUUUCUAUGGAAGCGAAACAAAACGUUAUCAGCUACACAGACCUGGGAGUCAUGUGUCGUCAGAGCAUAAAUAUCAUGCGCUCACUUAAAUGAAAUGAAUCUAUUUGUACCCAAAUACUAUAAAGCUAUAUUUAGGAAUGACGUGGAACAUUUGUUAUGAUUUUGGUUUGAAAUACUUUGGGGCAAGCAUCCAACUUGCAACUUUAAGUUGUUUUACAUCGCAUACAAAACAAGUCAGUCAAGAUUGUUUUUUGAAGAAUGAGAAAACGUGUUUGUUAAAUGUUUUGCAUAUGAUUUUUUUUUAAAUUUUUUACACAAUGCAUAUUUGUGCACAUCUUUGAGCUUGUUAUGAGUUCAUGCUCCUUGUAGUUUCUGAGAUAUAUAGAGAUAUAGCAGUUUUCUUAUCUCUUUGGGCACAUGGGACUAAUGUUUUCUCCUAAAAUAUGAUUAAAUAUAAAUUCAACAGUCGUCAUAUGUGCCCCCAAAAGACUAGAUGAAGUAAAAAAAACAACACUUUUUUAGCAAAACGGUUAGACCGCUUUUUAAAAAGAUUGUGUGCUUAAACACCAGAAAACACACAAUUACAGUUUGUGUGCACAGACGGGUGAAGCACACCCUCGCUCAUGCACUUUUCUGGGAGCCGUUUCAGCAGAAAGAACAUUAAAAAAAAAAAAAA